Neltuma alba is the source of this 1910-nucleotide messenger RNA. Its product is annotated as 4-coumarate--CoA ligase-like 5. The transcript is spliced from 5 exons. The record is from RefSeq and is a predicted model, not a curated record. Gene Ontology annotation, molecular function: CoA-ligase activity. Bases 1 to 1845 code for a protein of 614 amino acids. NCBI's taxonomy places the organism in Eukaryota, Viridiplantae, Streptophyta, Magnoliopsida, Fabales, Fabaceae.
AUGGCCAAAAAGGGUGCUUACAGUUUGAAGAAGCUUCUUAGUAACCAAUAUGGCAGGCAGACAGAAUUAAAUGCAGAGCAGACCAUUUCUGCAGUUGAUCUCUCUGGAAAAACAAUGUCAUCAUCAGCGGAGGAAGUUGCUUGGUCUGCCAUUGAAGAAGAAUCAAGCAAAUCUCUUGCUUCAUUUGAUGAAAGGAGUGGCUAUGAUUCACGGAGUGGGAUAUAUCACUCUCUUGUUAAGCUUAGUGCUAAGCAUGAAAUCCCCACAAGGCCUGAUAUUGACGCUGCAACUCUAGUCCUAUCACACUUCCCUCGUGCACACCAGCUUGCUGCUAAAAAGCCUGCCUUCGUUGAUGCUUCCACUAACCAAACUAUGAGCUAUGGUGAACUUCAAAGCUCUGUUUACUCCCUUGCUUCUGGUUUAUACCAUGGCAUUGGGAUCCGAAAAGGCUAUGUGGUGUUUGUUCUGUCACCAAAUUCAAUUUUGUACCCAACUAUAUGCCUUGCUGUGUUAUCAAUAGGAGCUAUCCUUACCACAGCAAAUCCUCUUAACACAGCAUCAGAAAUAGCCAAGCAAGUAAAAGAUUCAGGUGCCAAACUGGCCAUUUCAGCACCUGAGGAGAUGAAGAAACUUUUAGCAACUGGGGUUCCUAUAAUUCUCACCACUCGUCAAUCUGAUGGCCGAAUGUUGUCAGUUGAAGAGUUAAUAGAAGGCUGCUCUGAUAAUAUUCCAGAACAGCUGCCCCAAGUUAAAUUGGCUCAAUCAGACACUGCAGCUAUAUUGUACUCUUCAGGCACCACUGGGAUGAGCAAAGGUGUGGUUUUGACACAUGCUAAUAUCAUAUCCAUCGUAAGUUUACUGACUUGGUCCGCGGACGUAACUUCAUCCCAGAAUGAUGUUUUUUUGGGAUUCAUCCCAAUAUUUCACAUUUAUGGGUUGGUGUUCUUUGGAUUGGGACUGUUGUGUAGGGGUGUUACAUCAGUUAUAAUGCAGAAAUUUGACUUCAAAGAAAUGCUUUUUGCAAUUCAAAAGUACAGAGUCAAUAACUUACCAGCAGUACCUCCUGUGAUUCUUGCUCUUGUGAAAUAUGGAAGCAAAGCUGGGUUUGACUUGUCGAGCCUCAAAAAAGUGGGUUCAGGCGCUGCACCUUUGAGUAAGGAACUAACUGAGGAAUUUAGAAAGAUGUUUCCUUGGGUUGAGCUAAGGCAAGGCUAUGGACUAACAGAAAGUUGUGGUGGAGCAACAUUUUUUGUGUCUGAUAAAGACGCUAAAGCUCGGCCUGGCUCGUGUGGGAGGCUACUUCCAACUUUCUGCGCAAAAGUGGUGGAUGUUGAAACAGGGAAGCCUUUGCCUCCUGGAAAGGAAGGAGAGUUGUGUCUUAAAAGCCCUGCAAUAAUGAAAGAAUAUCUGGGAAAUAUGGAAGCAACGGCUUCUACACUUGAUUCAGAAGGCUGGUUGAAGACAGGCGACCUUGCUUAUUUUGAUGAGGAUGGAUUUGUCUAUGUCCUUGAACGAAUAAAGGAGCUGAUCAAACACAACGGGUAUCAGGUUGCUCCUGCAGAACUGGAAGCUCUGCUGAUCAGCCAUCCCAAUAUUGUUGAUGCAGCUGUUAUACCGGUUGAAGAUGUAGAAACUGGACAGAUACCAAUGGCGUAUGUGGUGAAAGCAGCUGGUUCUGAGAUCACAGAAGACCAAGUCAUUCAAUUUGCCGCCAGCCAGGUGGCUCCAUAUAAGAAAAUAAGAAAGGUGAGCUUCAUUGAUGCUAUUCCAAGGUCAGCUGCAGGUAAAAUCUUGCGCAAGGAUCUUGUUUCACACAGCAAAAUGAAACGCGUUUCCAAGUUAUGAGCAACUUCUAUACAAUGUUUCACUGACUUCUCAGGGCAUAAUGAGAGAGAAGCGUGUAACUCUUU